Molecule: messenger RNA, 978 nt
Organism: Sus scrofa (pig)
Lineage: Eukaryota; Metazoa; Chordata; Mammalia; Artiodactyla; Suidae
Product: olfactory receptor 7A10-like
Biological process (GO): G protein-coupled receptor signaling pathway
Cellular component (GO): membrane
Molecular function (GO): olfactory receptor activity; G protein-coupled receptor activity
Source: RefSeq, a predicted model, not a curated record
CUGGGAAACCUUACAGGAGUUUCAGAAUUUCUUCUCCUGGGAUUUUCAGAGGAACAAGAGUUGCAGCCCAUGAUAUUUAUGCUUUUCUUCUCUAUGUAUCUGAGCACGGUGUUUGGGAACCUGUUCAUCAUUCUGGCCGCCAUUUCUGAUUCCCAUCUCCACACACCCAUGUACUUCUUCCUCUCCAACCUGUCUUUUGUGGACAUCUGUUUCACUUCUACCAUCAUACCGAAGAUGCUACAGAACAUCCAGACUCAGAGAAAAGUUAUAACCUUUGAAGGCUGCAUGAUUCAGAUGUAUAUUUCUAUACUCUCCUUAGGGCUGGAUGACUUCCUCCUGACUGUGAUGGCCUAUGACCGCUUUGUGGCCAUCUGCCAUCCCCUGCACUACAGGGUCAUCAUGAGCCCACAGCACUGUGGACUGCUGGUUCUGGUUUCCUGGAUUAUCAGUGUUGCAUAUUCCUUUUUACAAACCUUAAUGGUGUUACAUCUUUCCUUCUACACAAACCUACAAAUCCCCCAUUAUUUCUGUGAACUUAAUCAGUUGGUCCAACUUGCCUGUUCUGAUACCUUUCUUAAUGACACAGUGAUGUAUUUUGUAGCUCCACUACUUGGUGGUGGUCCUCUGGUUGGUAUCUUAUAUUCAUACUCUAAGAUAGUUUCCUCUAUACUUAGAAUCUCAUCAGGGCAGGGGAAGUAUAAAGCAUUUGCUACCUGUGCAUCUCACCUCUCAGUUGUCUCCUUAUUUUAUUGCACAAUGCUUGGAGUGUACCUCAGCUCUGCUGCUAACCACAGCUCACAGUCAAGUGCAAUAGCCUCAGUGAUGUACACUGUGGUCACACCCAUGCUGAACCCCUUUAUCUACAGUCUGCGGAACAAGGACAUAAAGAGGGCUCUAAAAAGAUUUGUUGAGAUGGCACUUAUAAAGGGGGCAAAUAUCCUGGUGCAAGACAAGGGCACAAGAUGGCAGGGUUCAUAA